AUGGCGUACUUCUUGGUCACGCGUUCAUGGCUUCUUCUGGCCACGACCUGCAGCGCAUACGGUGCCUCUUGCUACCAGAACGGCGAGUGCGAGGAGUCGAGUGACGCAGUGGGCUGGCUGCAGCGCAAGAAGCGUGACUGCAAGCGCUGCAUUCACCUGCCCGGCCUGCCCUGCCCUGCCCCAUUUGUCGGUAACACUCUGGCCUGUGAAGCUAAGAAUCUUGCCUGUUUCUUGCAAGAAAGCUUUGCACGGGACUGGGCGGGGCGGGAGGGGCUGGAUGACGACGAUGGACGGCCAAGAUCGAUGACCUUACUGAGGCUUCAGGUGCUGUGCCAGGCAGACGUUGAUCAGCCGCAGUCGAUGGAGAUGUAUUUCAAGCGGGAGAAGACCUCCAAAAAGUCCUUGGCACAGACGAAGAGCAUUGUGAAGAGCGAGACUUCGAAAGAUUGUCCAGAUGCAGACAAGUGCACCACCAACGUCCAGAAGCACCUGAGUGAGAACCCGGGGGCGGAGUUUGCCAUGUCAGCGGCCGAGAUUACGGCCGGCUUAGCCAUCGACACCGUCUCACAACUUGCUCAACAAGCGGGAAUCAUUGCCAUGAAGGGCGCCCUUGCUUUCAGCUUCAUUGGUGGCUUCCUCGGCGAAUUCUUCCCAAGCCCUGGUAGCCUGCCAGAAAACCCCUGCUCACAUGCCGGCGGCGAUGAUUGGAGCAAGUGCGUUUGGGAGCAAAUCAAGCCUUUUGUGCAGAAGUUCGUCAAGCAAGAGCUGGAUAAGAAGUUCGAGGAGAUCUGGACUGCAUACUUGAAGGGCUACAAGUUGGCUUUGUGGGAGCUGAACAACACAGCCUUCCACGACUCAAAGCAUUUCGAUAACGGGACGAUCGAGCACAUGCCAGACCAUGUCAGAGACACCAUGUACCACAAGUUGCUUCUUGUCCACGAAACAAUGCUCACGGAUGCCCCCUUCUUCCUUGUGCGUGAGGCCGAAACGACAGAAGCCAGCUACUUGUCUCAGUUCGCCGGCUUGCACAUCAGUGUGAUGAGCAACCUUCUGGGGUACAAUGCCACCCGCACCCAAGGACACAAGAACAGCUUCGGGAAGCUCUCGCUUUGCUACGCCUUGCGAGUCUACGAGCGAGCAACGGAGCAACUCGGUCGCAGGUUGAAUGCCCUGGAGCAUUACGUCGAAGGUCCCAAGGAAAAAUACUAUGAACGUAUUGGGCGCGUGGUAUUCAUGAAGGCAAAGUACAAGGACACUUGGCAAGACGACUGCAAGUGGAAGGUGGGGUUCGAACAAGAAAUGAUCGAACAAUAUCACUACAUGACCCGCUUUCAUCCCAAAUACAGCGCAAAGCAGGUCGAGAAACUGGCGAAGGAGACCAAGAAGUGUUACGAGAAACACGCCAGGGAGGUCGAGAAGCAAACGGUGAGAUUCUGGAUGCAGUGGAUCCAAGUAGUUCCGCUCUGGCUGUUCAACGUCAUGAAGAUGCAGCAGGUCGUCGUGAGCAAGGAUUCCAGCUUGAUGUCAGACCCACCGGUGGAUUGCUCUUUCAUACAGUGA
Molecule: messenger RNA, 1560 nt
Organism: Symbiodinium sp. CCMP2592
Lineage: Eukaryota; Dinophyceae; Suessiales; Symbiodiniaceae
Source: the annotation of a GenBank genome assembly